This is a messenger RNA of Daucus carota subsp. sativus, 816 nucleotides long. RefSeq names its product U1 small nuclear ribonucleoprotein C-like. Gene Ontology annotation, molecular function: transcription cis-regulatory region binding; DNA-binding transcription factor activity. Gene Ontology annotation, cellular component: nucleus. Gene Ontology annotation, biological process: trichome morphogenesis; cytokinin-activated signaling pathway; gibberellic acid mediated signaling pathway. The transcript has a single exon. Lineage: Eukaryota; Viridiplantae; Streptophyta; Magnoliopsida; Apiales; Apiaceae. Bases 1 to 816 code for a protein of 271 amino acids. The record is from RefSeq and is a predicted model, not a curated record.
AUGUCUAAGUCUUCCUCCUCCUCCUCUUCCACCAAUGUUACUGAGAGCAAACUGGCUAAUACCCCCGCUUCCAAUGAUAACACUGAGCCCAAUUCCGCAUCCUCCCCUUUGAUUAAUGCACAGCCGAUUAAUAAUGAGCCUAUAGCACCGGCCAAUGCAAGGACCUAUCCAUGUCGCAUGUGCCCUAUGGUCUUCUCCACCCCGACGGCCAUGGGCGGCCACCAGAAUGCCCACAAAGCGGAGCGCGCAGCUAAAAAGCAGGCUGAAACUCAGCGUGCCAAUUCGCUUUCCAAGACUGCAUCAUCAGUGGUCAAUCCAUUUUCAGUGCAGUCCACCACAAAGGGGCCAGGAACAUCCUCCCUCGGCAUCAAUUGGAGUCAGGCCAAGAGGCCCAGAAAAGAGGAGUAUGCUUUUCCUGGCUAUCCUCCUGCAUCUGGGGCUCUGGCUCCUCUUCCACCGGUCCCUAGCUAUCCUCCCCUUAGAUCGGCCUCUCAGUAUUUUACUCUUACACCGGUCCCUCCUAGUGGUUCUCUUUCAACCCCUUUGACUCUUUCUGCACCGGCAUCCCAAAAUUUUCCUCCACCAGCCUCUCAGCAGGGCCCUGCAACAAUCGGGAGUGGGAUGUUUUUUGGAGUGCCUGAUUUUUUCGGGCCGGCUGUUGCACCUACUGAUCGUCCAGAUGAGGGCUCAAGCAGGCAUCCUGCUGCACCGGCUGGGCCUGUUGUCGGGGGAUCAAACAGCGGUCCUGCUAUAGAGCAGGACAGGGAGUCCGAGGUUGAAGAAGAGAAUGCCCUGGAUUUGGAUCUUAAGCUCUAG